AUGGCACAGAUUACGCAGAACGUCAAUGAGAAGACUAACAGGUUCCAGGAAAGCCUUCCGCGGGUCUCAUAUCUACAACAUGAUGCAUUUUGUAGUAUCCACGUCAGUGAUGUGAUGCCGCAUGGGAUUGGGAAGACCCGUCCGUUCAAAGCACUGGCGUGGAUCCCAAGUGGAGGUCGAGUGGGGCAGAGAGGUUCCAGGGGUCAUCCUGGCCUCACACGAGGAGGAGGAAGUAUAGGAGCCUCUCAACGGAAUGCAGUUGCCUUUGGAGCCAAGGAAAUCAUUACUGCACUUCAUCCAAAGUACCGGCACAAGAAAUUGCCAAAGGUUGAUGAUGAUCUGAAGAAUAUCAACAGCCUGAAUGGGAACUGUUCCAUCAUUGGCCGUGAGGGCCCCAAAGCCCCUGCUCCUGGGUCUGGUCUCCAAGAACGCCAUGUGCGUACAAGUCAUUUGCAGGACAGACAGCAGUACCCUUGUCGGGAAUGUGGUGUUGUUUUCCGCAAGCAAAACAAUCUGCUAAAACAUGCUCAGUCAAGUGGACACAACAAGGUCAUAUUAGAAUUUUCCAAGAACAGUUGUAUCCCUGCAAAAGAAGAGAAGAACUCAGUUGAGGAGGGAGGACAACGGAAGAUCUACAAGCCCAAGUUUCAUAUUCAGAAUUUGUACAAGCCUGAGGAAUCAGGGAAUGUGAACUUGGAGAAGUGUGGGAAAAUAUCUGGUGCAGGAGGGGUAUCACCAUCAUCAACCACAAGUGGCAGCAUUGUAUCAUCACUGUCAACCUCAUCCACACAGGAUGUUUUGACAUGGUCUGUGCCAAGCAGUAAUUCUGCUCUCAACAUGGUGGUUCCUGCUGCAAUAUCAAAUGCUGCAGAGAAAUCUGUUAUUCCUGAGGUUCAGGUUCAUCCUAGUGCAACCUAUCCCAGUACUUUGAAGUUAGUGCCUGGGAUUCAAAUCACCAAACCAAGCCCAUCACCAAAGUCUGUGGCAGUUACAGCAUCUUCAUCGCAGUCAGCUUCUUGGAGUGCUGGGAAGGCUGGUCUUCGUAUUGAAAUCCCUCAUACCUCAGCAUUAUCCUGCAACAGCAACAGCACUGGGACUUCAACACCCCACACACCACUGUCUGCAAAGAGCUUAAGAUCUCCAGAAGCUAUCACUCAACAUAUUAGCAAGAUUAUCAGUGAGAAUGAAGCUAUUGUAGAAACGCUGAAUCCUGUGUGGUCCAAGCGGUAUUUGCGACAGGCCAGUGGUGGAAGCACCAGUAGUACAGACUCAGACAGGGGCUUUUAUCCCAUUCGUCCUAAGCUAGACCCAGACUCUGCAGUUAGUAAAUCAGGGCUUGCAUCAAUUAGAGAGAAAUAUCAGACUCCCUGUCUUGACUUGAGGAAAGUUUCUCUUCAGGCUCCAUAUAUAUGGGGUGAUACCAAGCUUAUUAUCUCCGCAGAAUCCCCCAGAAUUGUUGAUCAUGGCUUCCCUAGUUUCACAAUGGCUAAAAUUCUUGGUCAUGAGGCAUCUGCACAGGAGCGUGGUUUUUUGUCGAAUGCUCGAUCAUGCAAGAAUUUGACAGAGGAGCCUCAGUCUGUGCGAGACCUGUUGAAGUUGAAGCAAGUGAAGAAUCGAGAAACAAGUGAGCCAAGAGAAAAUGCAAUGCGAGCUUAUCCAUGCUCACUGCCACCAUCAAAAGGCUUUGUACUUAAUUCCAUUCCAAGGCCAAUCAUGUCAUUCCACCCAGAAAAUCCUGAGGGCUCUAUGAUAAAAGAAAUUUUACUGAAGCAGCGUGGCAUGAAUGCUGAUACCAGUGUUCCAGCUAUGGACAACUUCAACACCAGAGUAGCACCAAAGUUGAUGAAUCCAGUUUCAGUUCCCAUGGGGUUAUCUGAGCUUGGUGGGUAUCAGGGUCCUGGAAUAUUGAGAGAACACCUUCUGAAGCUCCAAGAAUUAACACCUCCUUCUGAGUUUCACACCCUGGAAGCCUCCGAUUUGAAAGAAACUAGAGGACAUUCAUUCAGCUGGAAUAUCAGUCCUGUGCAUGUGGUUAGUCAGCCAGGCACAAUCCCUCAGUCAAAUUUAAUUGAUCUCUCUCUGAAAAGCAAGCUCCAUCAGUCUGAGGCAACGAAUCCCUCCCCACCACCAAAAAAGCGUAGACUGAACUCUGAGCCUGUUUCUGACUCUUCUGUGCCUGUCCUUGCAAAACCUCUGAUGCCUGUGCAGCCAACACCUACCAGACCCAGUGCUCUAUCAAUGUAUGGUGGGGAAGUACAGAUUAUGGAUGAGUCAGAAGCCAAGACUCUGAAGAUUGUCUCUCAUAUGCCUUUAUCCCAUGGGUCAUACACUACAUCAAGUGCAGCAGUGGCUAUUCUCCCCUCUUGUGCAACCAGUGUGUCUGUUCUUAUGACAGUUGCUCAAUCAGGGCUUCAUUCGGGUGGUACCAUGAUGCAAGUUGGUGAAAAUACAGGAGCUGGUUCUCCACUCAAAGUUCCUCAUUCACAGCUACUUGGCUCUCAGAAUGCAACUCGGACAACUCCAGUUUACUCUCAACCAAUCUCUGUUCCGGGGAUUCAGACAUUUUCUCCAUCAAGUAGAUUGCAAAGGACAUCGCCAUCUGAGCAGUGUACUCCUUUGAACUUGGUGAAGUCUCAGACUGUUAGAAAUUUGCCCCCUCAUGUUCCUGGGAUUCCGGGUCCAUUUUCCAACUUUGAUCAGCAACCAGUGGACUUUUCAAAGCCUGUGACAUUAACAAAUCAGCCAUUAGAUGGGAUUUUAACACAUUCAAGGUGCUCAGAACCUCCUGAAAUUUCAAAGCAUAUCUCCAUCUCCAAAGUAAAAUCUUCACCUGAGCCUGAAGUGUCAUGUGCCACUCAUCAACUCGCCCGGCCCAAUUCCCUUCCAACAAAACCAAGACAAUCUUUGAAGCCCAAGCCUCUGAUAUCCAGCCCCAUCUCUUUGAAGUCCCCAGAAACCCCUCGCCCCAAGCGUUCUUAUGGCCAGCUGUAUCUCAAUGGUCAUGCAUAUACUUAUCUGGGUUUGAAGUGUUCCACAAGAUUGCAUCAUUGCACAUUCAAACUUCAGCCAAUCUAUGCUCUGUUAGAAAACAUGGAAACUGGCUUGUCCAUGUAUAGUGUAUGGAAACAGCCUGAGCCAAAUGGCAAUGAACUACCACCAGGGGAAGCUAUGGCUUCAUAUGACUCUAGACACCGUCCGUGUUCCUAUACAGUUGCUUGUUCCAAGGAGUUGGGGGCACUCAUUGUCACUGACUCCAAAGACUGGAAGAAAGGGCCUAUAAAGAAGAAAGAAACGGAGCUUGGGAAGCCCUCCUCUUCACUGUCAACAGCUUCACCUUCAUCAUCAUCUUCAGAUGCUACUAUUGGGGAGACAAAUUUAGAUACUUCAGGGAAAGAGUGCCUGUCUCUGAGUGGUUCCAGAGGAGAGGACCCCUUGCGCAAGAAGUCACGGGGAUUAGGUGGUGGUUUCAAGUCAAUGGAUAACUACACUUAUGUGAGAGGCAGGGGAAGAGGCAACUACAUUUGUGAAGAGUGUGGCAUAAGAUGCAAGAAACCAUCAAUGCUGAAGAAACAUAUUCGCACUCACACAGAUCUUAGGCCUUUUGUGUGCCCUCAUUGCAAUUUCAGCUUCAAGACAAAAGGGAACUUGACCAAACACAUGAAGUCAAAAGCUCAUCAUAAGAAGUGCCUGGAGCUUGGGAUUUCACCAGUGCCAACAACCAUUGAGGACAGUCAGAUAGAUAUCAGUGCACUUGCAACUCAGGAACGACUGAGCAAGCUGGAAUUGGGCUUGGAAGAUUGUGAUGAGAGUGACAUAGAUGAUGAAGAAGAUGAUGAUGAAGAAAUGGAGGAAGAAGAAGAGGAGGAGGAGGAGGAUGAAGAGGAUGAAGAGGAAGAACUUGAAGAGGAGGAGGAAGAAGAAUUCCAAGGAAGACCAGAACAAUUUGAAGAUGCUAUAGAACAGUAUUCAAUAAGAAUGAAGCAUGAACCAGGAGAGGAUUUGGCUUCUGGAACAGCCACAACAUCACAGGAGCAUGAAGCAGCUGAAAGCCUGCUGUCCUUGUGCAAUGCACCUUCAAGCAUCCGGACAUACAUAGCAACAUUGAGUGCACAAAAUGAAAGAGAAAAACUGUCUCAGAAUGCUGCUGCUGCACAUUUACCCAGUUCAAAAAGCAAGUAUGUGCACUUAUCCGGUGGGCCACAGACUGGAGCCACACGAUAUUAUUUCCCAUCUUCAAAGGAAGGAGAAGAGCUACCUGCAGCAUCCUCCUCAUCCUCUUCCCCACCUGUCUCAAAGCCAGAUUCAUGUGGAAGCCAGAAGGUCCUCCGCCCAACAACUCUGAAUCUUAGUUCAGAUGUGCCACUGAGGCAGCCAGUGAAUAUCCUCCAGUCACCAUGUACUCCCAUCAAGGGGCUUGACUUGUUGACUUCUGCUGUCUCUGAUGCUCCCACUAUGCUCUCUUCCAUUUAUAAUACAGUUCAUGAUGGAAAGCAGACAGGGCGAGUGUCACCUGACCCAAUGGAAAUAUCAGUUUCAGGCGACAUGCUCAACCAGUACCUGAAAGAGAAGGCUCAACAGGAAAAUGCUCGAAAAAGGGCUCACCAGACUCAAGACACAAAUGCUCCAACAACACUGAACCUCGUCUCUCCUCUUGCUCCACCAACCUGCUCAUCUGUCACAGUGAUGACUCCUCACUCCCCUCAGACAUUAGAGAUGGAUGAUUCAUCCUCUGCUGAGCCUCUCAAACUCCCUCUGAAAGAAGAGGCUGUGACUCCAAGUGAAGCAUCCACAUCUGAUGAUUCUGCUUGUCUUCCAAUUGCUGUUCGGGAUGAUAUCAUCAAACCCUCGGGCAGUGGCAACAAGGGACCAACCUAUGGAAGAAUCUCACGGGAUGAAGACCGCUGUGUAUGCAGUGUAUGCAGCAAAGUGUUUUCCAAGCCCAGUCAGCUUCGCAUCCAUGUCAACAUCCACUAUUUUGAACGACCUUUCCGUUGUGAUGCCUGCUCAAUUUCCUUCCGCACAAAAGGCCACUUGCAGAAACACAAACGAAGUGUCUCUCACUUCAAUAAAGUUAACAUGAAUAUGGCUUUUGGAACACCAACCACUGACAAUCCUCGUCCAUUCAAGUGCAUAGACUGCAAAGUGGCAUUCCGCAUUCAUGGCCAUUUGGCAAAGCACCUCAGAUCCAAGAUGCACAUUAUGAAGCUUGAGUGCCUGGGAAAGCUCCCAUUUGGCACAUAUGCUGAAAUGGAGCGAUCAGGCUUCAACCUGAAUGAAAUUGACACCACUGAUUGUGAGAACUCUCUUGAGAGUCUUCAGAGCCUGGCCCAGCGGUUACACGGGAAGGAUGUGGAAGUGAUGAAGCGUCAAAGAAGUAUCAGUGAGGGAGCUGUGGACCCAAAAGUGGAGCCUCUCAAUGGAGAUGUGGUUCUGCCCAAGUAUGAAGACAUCUCUGACCCAGAGGAAGACAAGCAUUCCUCCUCCAAGGGGUGAUUCCUUUGGAGUCAUCACUGUCAAGGCCAUUUAGGCAUGCAAGAAUCAGUCACCACAUGCAGUAUGAAUCUCCAGACUAGAACAUGCCCCUGGGCAGUGAAUGUUGGAGAGUCUAACACUGGAUGCACAUUCUUGGAAGGAAUAUUGAACUCAGGAGUGUCCUCCUACAGUCUGCAGUGUCUCCAGAUGAGGCUGAACAUUGUCAUUGCUCCUCUGUCAGGCUUCCCCUUAGAAUGUGGGGAUAAUUCUUUGUUUGCCUGUGAUAUUGCCCCCACCACUGAGUUUUUACCUGUUACUCUUUUGCCUGUUGAGGUCUGGAGCAUCUUCUGGAAGUUCAAGCAAUUAUGUUUAUUUCCCCCACCCUCUCUUUUUUAAGGAUCACUGGAUGGUACACCAAGAAACAAUAAAUAUGCAUUGUCAGGGUUGUAAGUCUCAAACCACUCAAGCAGAAAUGGUUUCAUAAUUAUGUCCAGGAAUCUAGCCAAAAAGAAAUUCAAAAUCAUUUGCACAUUGGCUGUACUUUCCCUAGUAAUGUAGAAAUAUGAAAAAUCUUAAGUUCUGGUCUUGAGUCUUAUAUUGGGGGUUAUGAGAUCAGCAAGAUCAGCAAAGAUCAGCUUGGCAACGUGUGUGAAAGAAUAUCUCUAACAGUCGACACUGGGAAGGAGGUUGAAGUCACAUGUUCUGAGCUUGUGUCUGUCUGAAUCCUGAUUUGGAAGCAGACAGGCAUGGCUUCAUUUUUCUGAAGUUUGUUUUAAAAUCAUUUUUCCCAAAAGGCUUGGGCUAAUAAUUUACUGAAAGUUACUGUCCCAGGUUUUUUUUUUUAAAGCAUGGCUUAAAUGUCUUUUUUUUUAUGGGGUUCUUUCCACACAAGAAUUUUUCAUUUUUUUCAGGAGACAUUUUAGGUUAGGUUGGAAUAAAUGUGUCCUUUUUUUGGUUGCCUGAAGAGGAGAUAACUGUUCUGCUGUAGGCCGAGCUGCACAGGAAAUCCUGGUAUCUUGGUUCCAGUGUGGCAUCAUUACGCUUGCUGAGGCUAUGAUGAUAUUCUCUUUUUGUGUCGAUUGCUCAAAGGGAAGAACUUUGAACUUGUCUUUUGUUAUUUCGUAAGCAGCUUUGACAACAGAUUUCUAAAGGAGAAAUCUUUCUGGACUGUGAUUUCAAUCCAUGUGUUUUUUUUUUCUCCCCCCUCAUCAUCUGCCAAGUGAAAUAAAGCGCCUCUGUGGGCAUGUGCCAUUGCUA
Darwinula stevensoni is the source of this 6729-nucleotide messenger RNA. The record is from the annotation of a GenBank genome assembly. Lineage: Eukaryota; Metazoa; Arthropoda; Ostracoda; Podocopida; Darwinulidae.